Molecule: messenger RNA, 249 nt
Organism: Meloidogyne enterolobii
Lineage: Eukaryota; Metazoa; Nematoda; Chromadorea; Rhabditida; Meloidogynidae
Source: the annotation of a GenBank genome assembly
AUGUUGAUGAAACACGAAGGGGAUAUUGAUGUGUUUUUGGAACAGGCUAAAAAUGAGUCGUAUAGACAGGUUGUCAAUUUGGGAACUCUCGGAUUAUCCUGUGCCCGUGACAUUGUUGCUACUGCUGCUUUAAGAAGUGCACAACUUGGACAAGUUCAACUAGCUGAUUUACAUCGUUCUUUGAGCACUAAAGAAAGAAAAGUAAAAAUUUUUUUUAUUUCUGAAUUUUGGGUGCUUUUUUGGACUUGA